UUUGCGUUUCAACGACCAUGACACGUUUACACAGAAAGCCAUGGCUCCUCGCCCUUCCAAUCCUUGCAGUCUACCUGGCCUCUGGUGCGUGCUUCAUCCAAUCGCUGAAGCACGGCAAAUAUUCCAGCAUCAGAUUGCGCUGCACUGGCGAAGAAGUCCAAGGAAGACCAACAAUAAGUCCUCCAUAUCAGUUCUACAGGUUGGCGUGUGAGGCUGCGAAAGAAGCUGGCCUGGAAGUUGAGCAGUACAUCUGCAAUGUGGGAGAAGCGGCAGAUAAAUUCACCAAGAGCAAUGAAGUGGUGGACAGAGAUGCGUUUGUGGCGGCAAUCAAAGAUGCAAUGUUUUCCCAAGCUUUUACUCUGGUACUUGGUGGGAAGAACUUAGGCAAGACCUUGGUGCUCAAAGGAGCCACUUGCGCCGCAGAGAAUGAGGUACAGGCAAAUUUGACCAUCAUUGACAUUGACAUGCGGGAAGACCCCAACAAGCCACUUUUUAGUGCAAUUUUCGAUCGCAUUGACAAGAAGACACCUAGCUUUCGAAAGCUCCUUAAGAAAUUUGCGCCGAAGCUGGCGUCGGAUUUCAUUCAAUUUCUUUCCCGUCGGAAGACAACCAAAACGUCGGAUUUGGUAGAACAGCUCUUGUCGCCCAAAGUCACUCUGAGGGGCAUUAUUUCUACCCUCUUGGAAAAACAAGGAAACAGAACAUGCCUCAUGGUCGAUGAAGCAAACCUGGCGCUGCCUGGGCUGCUUGACAGUGACCGUGCAGAAGCAACCCGAGCGCUCCAGUUCUUAGUCAUGCUUACCAAGCAGGAACAGUUGGCAAGUGUGGUGCUCAUUAGUUCAGAGCUGGCUUAUCCCUAUCGGCUUCAAGCCUGUGGCAUGAAUUUGCAGGAUGUACAGAAGAUUGUCAUAGCCAACGAAGUGCCGAAGGGGGAGAUGUUGAGCCUGAUGGUGAAGAGGUGGAACAUGAGCGAAGACCUUGCAGAGCAAUUCUUCGCCUAUUGUGGCGGUAACAUUGACCUUUGCUGCCGAGGUGUGAAGAAUUUGCACGAACUUGAGGAAGACUUUGACCCUUUUGCCUUGAUAGAUUGUCCUGGCUUGCCCAGCUGCGCGGCUGACCCUGAUGCAAAGAAACAUUUGCGGAACCUGGUGAAGCAGGGCUGGUCACCCGUCUAUGACGUGGAGAUGGACGGUGCUGCAAAGCUUAUUGCAGGGAAGAAUGUGGGUGGCAUCAUUCCGAGGAGGGCAAUUGCCUUCGAUCGUCCCAAAGGCAUUUGGGAUGGCAAGCAUGAGUACGCACUCGUACCAUCAGGGACUUUGAUGAGGUGGAAGAUUGCCAAAGAGCUGGAGCGGGUCGACAGUAUGGGCGCAGGCAGUGCCACCUCGCAACCAUCCGCUGUGGUGUGGGUGUGUCAGCUGAGAAGCAUUGGCAGUGGCGGCUUCCAGCCCGCUGGCGAUGCUUUUCCAAUCGACCCAGUGCCGCAAAACAUAGCAUAUUUGAAGAAAGCCAUGAAGCAGGAGAACCCAAAUACUGUAUCCUGCGAUGCCUAUCAAAUUGACAUCUACCGCCGAGCUCAGGACGGCCGCUGGGUCAAGGAAACGAGGAUGUCAGCAAGUCUGCGCAAGACAAAUGAGGCAGACUGCUACGGAUUCAUGUUGCCAGCUGGAGCUGCUGGAGCCACAUAGUUUGAGGCUACUGCUGGCUGUGGUCACUGUUCUCGGCUGAAGCAAUGCUGGCCCACAACGUUUCACUCGUACAGGAACCAAAAAAGCGCAGUCGCAGGCACAGUUGUUUCGUUGCAGUGCGACUUUGCUUGACUCUUGAAGGGUAAGGGAGGUCACUGUUCACACUUUUGAGCAUCAGGCUACGGUGUUCAAGUCAAGAAGGGAAUGCCUGCAACGGGUACAGGACCAGCAACAGUUGCGGGCGCUUGUGAACAGCUGUUUCACCGAGGCAUUCCUCCCUGUGUCAAAGCGCGCGGAUGCAGUACCGAACCGUUUGUUGAAGUGUGGGGGAAAGGAUUGCUCUCGUGGCUUGCCAGUUUGAUCUUUUUGAGGCAACUUGUGCACAAGUGUUUGAUGCUAUUUGUUGAGCGUGGCGCUCAGAGAAGUUGAGCAGCAGCGG
Molecule: messenger RNA, 2124 nt
Organism: Effrenium voratum
Lineage: Eukaryota; Dinophyceae; Suessiales; Symbiodiniaceae
Source: the annotation of a GenBank genome assembly